GUCCGCCCGCGGCGGGGCCGGCCCUUCGCCCGCCCACCGGCCCCGCGCUCACUGCCCGCGCCCGCUGCCCGCCGCCUGCCGCCCCGGCCACCCGCGCGCGCUCCAUGGCUGCUCAGGAGUGGGACUGGUUCCAGCGCGAGGAGCUCAUCGGCCAGAUCAGCGACAUCCGUGUGCAGAACCUGCAAGUUGAGAGGGAAAAUGUGCAGAAGAGGACUUUUACGCGAUGGAUAAACCUACACCUGGAAAAGUGUGACCCACCUCUAGAAGUUACAGACCUAUUCGUUGAUAUCCAAGAUGGCAAAAUCCUAAUGGCUUUGCUAGAAGUCCUCUCCGGGCGAAAUCUGCUGCAUGAAUACAAAUCCUCAUCACAUCGUAUUUUUCGGUUGAACAACAUAGCAAAAGCACUUAAGUUUCUAGAAGAUAGCAAUGUCAAGCUAGUUAGCAUCGAUGCAGCAGAAAUAGCGGAUGGCAACCCCUCGCUGGUUCUCGGGUUGAUAUGGAACAUCAUUCUCUUCUUCCAGAUAAAGGAGCUCACGGGCAACCUCAGCAGGAGUUCCCCAUCUUCCAGUUUGUCACCUGGCUCGGGGGGCACAGACUCCGACUCCUCCUACCCACCCACCCCCACCACAGAGAGGAGUAUGGCGGUAUCAGUGAAAGACCAGAGGAAGGCCAUCAAGACCCUGCUGGCAUGGGUGCAGCGGAAAACAAGAAAGUAUGGUGUGGCGGUCCAGGACUUUGCGGGCAGCUGGAGGAGUGGGCUGGCUUUCCUGGCUGUCAUCAAAGCCAUUGAUCCCAGCCUGGUGGACAUGAAGCAGGCUCUGGAAGAUUCCACCCGGGAGAAUCUGGAGAAGGCCUUCAGCAUUGCACACGAUACCUUGCACAUCCCUAGGCUCCUGGAGCCGGAAGACAUCAUGGUUGACAUGCCGGAUGAACAGUCCAUUGUGACGUAUGUGGCCCAGUUUCUAGAACGCUUUCCAGAGUUGGAGCCUGAAGAGUUUGUGAAUCCAGACAAAGAAGCUCCCAUUGAGUCCACCUUUGUCCGAAUCAAAGAAAGCCCUUCUGAACAGGAGAGCCGGGUCCUCCUCCUCAGCGAGAAUGGAGAGCGAGCUUACACUGUCAACCAUGAAACCAGCCACCCUCCUCCUGCCAAAGUCUUCGUUUGUGACCAGCCUGAGAGCACAAAGGGUUUCUGUCUGGGUGCCGUGCCCAGCCACAAGUUGUCGGACAGCGCGACUGAGUUUAUGCACCAGAUUAUUGACCAAGUCCUCCAGGGGAGCCCAGAGAAGACCGGAUCCAGCACCGAGCCAGUUCCAGAAUCUUCCAUCUUAUCAACCAGAAAGGACGGCCGGAGGUCCAACUCUUUGCCGAUCAAGAAAUCCGUCCACUUUGAGGCUGACUUGCACAAGGAUGCCUCAUGUAGCAAAGACCCUUUCUACAGCUCAGACUUCCGCUUUGAGGGGAGCCCAAAGGCGGCAAAGGAUCUGUUGAAGCAGGAUGGUCAUGGCUCAUUGGCUGAGGUUGCCAAGGAAAAGAAGAUAGACCAGGAAGCCAGGCCAGUGCCUGAAACUGCCUCAGACAGGGGCCCUGAAGACAUUGUUGGUGUGGAUGGCGUGCCCCAUCAUGAUCAGCCUCCUCAGGACCCCUCAUUCUGUAAUGGCAGUGUAGAGACUCAAGCUAGCCAAGGUGAGAAAGGCCCUUCUCUUCCAUCCCCUGCAGAUCAUACAAUCCUGGCCAACUCCACUGAACUCAAGGUUCAGCUGCUGACUGUCGAGCCUAUGGAUAAAGAUGACUAUUUUGAAGGCAUCCCACUGAAAGCUUCCAAGUUUAACAGGGACCUCGCAGAUUUUGCCUCCACCAGCCAGGCUUUUGGUGAGGAUCCCUCACCCCCUGAGAAGACCCCUGGGGAGGAAGAGGAGCUAGAGAAUAACACUGAGAAACCGGGGAAAAGGAAAUCAAAGUCUCCCCACACAGAGACAGAGUCACCUGAAUCCCAAUCGGAGGCUGACAAGCACGAGCCUCCUCCCAAGGGCCCAGAACAAGAAGAUCAAGACCAUCCUUUGCCCCCAGAAGAAAUGCCUGCAGAAAAGAAACCCGAAGUAUAUGAAAAGGCCAAGAGAAAGUCCAUUCGGCAUCGCAGCGAGGAGGAAGGCGAAGCGGAAGGCCUCUCUGCGGUUGGCGGAGAAGUGCCAUCCAACCCUCCAAGUACCAGCGUCAGCCUGGAAACCCUCAGGAGUCACAGUGAAGAAGGGCUGGAUUUCAAGCCUUCUCCACCACUCUCGAAGAUCUCCGUCAUCCCCCACGACCUGUUCUAUUACCCGCACUACGAGGUGCCCCUGGCUGCAGUACUGGAGGCUUAUGCGGAAGGUGGGGAGGAUUUGAAAGGCGAAGAUCUAGGGGAGCCAGAAGAGGGCUAUCUUCAGGACUCCAGGGAGGAGGAGGAGGCCCACAGCUCCCAAAGCAGCUGCAGCUUCUCCUCGCCUGUUGACAACGGCCACCCCAGCACCGGUGACCAGGUGUCCCAUGUUGAUGGGACUUCUGAGGGGCCCACAUCAACCUCAAGACCUGGUUCUCCACCCUCUUAUGAGGACCAACAGAGGGAAACCAAAGAGAAUGGCCCCGUGGAGAGCCAGCAGCCCCAAGAACCCCCAAAUCUGGAACUCCCUGAAAAGCCAUUAGAAGAAAAGUCAGUGGAAGCCUCAACUAGCAGUAAAAAGAAAGAAAAAAGGAAACAUGUGGACCAAGUAGAAAGCUCAUUAUUUAUAGCCCCUGGGACUGUCCGCUCCUCAGACGACCUUGAAGAAAACCCCUGUGAACACAAGGUCCCUUCCAGGAAUAGCCACAGUGACUCCAGCAUUUACAUUCGGCGACAUGCUAAUAGGUCUUUGGAAUUGGACCAUUUUAGCUAUGUUCAAUUGAGGAACGCAGCCGAUCUGGAUGAGCGGAGAAACAGAGUGUUAAACAGGUACAAUUCUCAGAAGCUCACUGAGCUGAUUUUACAGUUUUACGGCAUCAGAGCAGACAUGAAGCGGGAAUACAAACAUGCCAGGCUGUCUAGGACUGGCACCAACUCCUCUGGAGAAGCCGUGCCCCUGGGGAGCCAGAGCCCACCCAACGACUCCCUGACCCAGUUCGUACAGCAGCCCGAUGUGGUCUAUUUCAUUCUUUUCCUGUGGCUACUGGUCUACUGCUUGCUGCUCUUCCCCCAACUUGAUGUCAGCCGGCUCUGAAACGUGUGUCUGGAGAAUAAAAAGACAGGACCCUAACCCGGGUGGAGUUUGCCUCCUACAUCUUAACUGUCUGUUCGGGGUCAAGCCCCUUCUACAGAGAUGGAAGACCUCAGAGGGAGCACAGGCCCCACCUCCUGUUGCUGUCUGGUUCAGUCUCUGCUCAGUUUCCUCUUGGUUCUCUAAGACCUGAGAGCAUGCUUCCCUCCCUGACUGUGUGCUCCGAGCUCAGGUUGGAGACUGUGUCUGUGAACAGGAUUCCUCCUUAUGUGCCUUGUUUGAUCGAUGUGCGUCCUUACUAAUGUGUACCCCCAAACCUGGGGCUUAGCAUGUGAACAUGUAGGUUUCCAAGCUCCUAGAGGAGCUUGAGUUACUUACUUUUAUCUCAGGGGAGGGUCUGCCUGAUUUCAAGAAAGAACAGAGUCCAUAUUAGGAAGGAAGGUACGCUGUUCUCCACGUGUGAGUGUUUGAGUGAAGAUGCUAUGGCUCCUGUGAACCUCUCCCAGCCUGACGACCUGUUGUGUUCACUGGCACACACCUGCCUGCUCCCCAGAAAUUACACCUGGGCAUUGGCAGACUCCAAAGAAGAGGGUUCUCUGCCAGCUUGGUUGUGAGCCACGGCAGUCUUUCACCUUGGUGUUCUUCGAUGGUUGUAUGUUUAAUUCACUUUUGCAUUGAUUGGAUUGUACUUUGCAAUCCUUCUCCACCAGUAGGACCUCCCAUCAGAUGAAGGAGGAGGAGGAGUCAGUCUAGAUUUGCAUUAAAAGCAAGAUUCUGGCUGUCUCAGAUAGCCCUGAGACUUCCUCCCAUCCUGCAGAGUUUUCUGUACAGAAUCUGAAGUCCUUCUGGGGCUGUAUGCAUGGCCCCAGAGUGCUGGACGUGCCGGGGUCAGAAUAAGCUCCUGUGGUGGAACGGAAGAGUUUCUGCAGGUUUCUGGACUCAGGAUACACACCUUGGCACCAGCAUCCUUCGUAGUCAGCCAUAAUGGAGACCUUGAAAAGACUUUGUGGGAAGCACCAGGGUGUAUAGGCCAGGGCAGGCAGCUUGUAAAAGGAGUGGCUUCUUUCCUCACCCCCCUUUUGUCCUCAGCCCCGCCCCAGCAUCCUCUUGCCCUCUUCUCUGUACAAAGGCUCAGGUCUGGGAAGACUCUAGGUCCCUCCUCCCCUUGUCAUCCCUCUCUAAAAGCACAUACUACACAGCCCUUAUAAAACUGUAAACUGAGCCGGGCAGUGAUGGCACACACCUUUAAUCCCAGCACUUGGGAAGCAGAGGCAGGCAGAUCUCUGAGUUUGAGGCCAGCCAGGGUUAUGCAGACAAAUCCUGUCUCGAAAACCAGAAAGAAAAAAAUAAUAAUAAAAACCACAAGCUGUUAGUCAGGAGAAGGCCUCAUGGAACAUUUUAUUUAGCUGAACUCAGAGAGGCAAAGCAGGCUGCCCAAGGUCUCACAGCCCAUCAGAAGCAGACUGGCCGUGAGCGCACAGGCCACAUGACCCCCCAGUCUAGAACUGUUGCUUUUUUUUUUUUUUUUUUUUUGAGAAAACUUCCAGCAAGGUACACAAAUGUCCUGGAAGGGAAAAAAAAAAAAAACUAAGUAAAAUGUUCUCACUCAAACAAAGCCAUCAUUUUUCAACCUUUUAUUUAACCUUCAGGCUUAUCCUUAGCUCCUUCUAGAGUGUUCUUGACAACUGCAAAGGCUUGUGCACUGCUCAUUUCUCUUGUUGCUGUGACAGAAUACGUGGCAGAAAACAACUGAAGAAGGGGGUUUGGAGCUCACUGUUCCAGGGUCACCGUCCAUGAUAAGGGGGUCACAGCAGCAGGACUGUGAGCUGGCUCGUCACACCGCUCUGUCAGGAAGCAGAGAGACGCGAACGCUGGUACGCUGCUCACUUUCUCCUUUUUGUUCAGCCCAGGACCCCCAGCCCAUGGCAUGGUGCUGCCCACAUUCAAGGUGGGUUGUAUCUCGUUAGUUAAGACCUUCUGGAAAGACCUCUAGGGUCACAUCCAGAGGUGUGAUACUAAAUGCCAUCAAAUCGACAAUGAAGAUGGAGCAUCACGUCUUGCCUUUGACAUGUGAGCAUUGUUCUUAGUCCGGGAGUCAUUCUCUUUAAGCAAGCCAAAGACUUGCUUGCUUUUAAAUACAAUUAAAACAAUUUAUGUAGCACAUUGAGUCAUGACGGCCAGAAACCUGGCCUCUCAACCAUUUUGAUUGGCAUCUGCCUCCCCUCCCAGAAAGAACUGAGACCUUCCAAGGGGGAAAGCUCUUCUGAGCUUAGAGAAAUUCCAGGUUGAAUUUUCUCCCUAGAAAGAGAACUUACUUAAAGAGCUCCCUGGUCCUAUUAGAAGUUCAAAAGCACAGAUGAUAAAGGUUCUGUGUGAGAUGUUUUAUGUCCUCGCACACAGCAGUUCUCUCCCAGAUGAGGUACCAAAGAAGAGCUGGCCCAGAUGUGAAUCAUGUGUUUUAUGGGACUAGACCAGGCUCAGAAGUCUGCACGCUGCUUCUCUCGCCUCCCACAGUUGCUAACAGCCUUUAAAAUGUCUUCAGGUAAGAUGCCCAGAGUCACUGGGUUCGGUCUGGCAGGAAGUCGACUUUCCUUUAAAGGGAAAAGCAAUCUCAUGGAGUGUAGGGGUGAAUAGAAGAGGUGACUGUGGAAAGCCACUGGGCAAGCCAUCAAUCUCUUGACGUUUUUAAAAGAUUAACUUUAAAGUGUGUGUGUGUGUGUGUGUGUGUGUGUGCGCAUAAGUACAAGUACCAUGGAGGCCCUAACCUAAGACGGUAUCAGAUCCCCUGUGUGGGCGCUAAGAACAGAAGCCGGGUCCUCUACAAGAGCAGCAUGUACCCAUCACCACGGGUCAUGUCUCCAGCCUUGCUUAGCAUCUGUUAAAUGAGAAAAUGCUGUAGGUUUGAAAUGAGGACAGCUGCCCCUGAGGCUUGCUUGUGCUGGUAGCCCCUUUCAUCACUUUAAGCUGUUCUUCUAUUCCCCUCUGUGCUUCUGUGUGACACACAACAGGCUUGCUAAUACCUUAGAUGGGAAUUCCCCUCUCACCAGUACCAUACGGGGUUUCUUCAAUAUAGUUAGAUCACGUGAUGGAUGCAUCUCUAUUUCAUGAAAAUGCUGUCUUGGGCAUGUGGGUACUGCAACUUCUGAGCUAAGUUGUGGGCAGUGGUUACAUAUCCUUGCUUGUUGGUAUCUCCUUCCUUCCCUCCUUCCCCCCUUUCUUCCUUUUCCUUCUGUGUCCCCUCCCCUUCCCCCUCCAUUCAUUCUUCACUAACUUCUUGAGAAAUGGAGCUUGAGAAAUAAAUGUAAAUAUUUUUAAGGUUUUUUUUUUUUUCCCCAUGACUUCAAGUGUCUGUCUUCUGCCCUUACCAUGUGGCUGGGCAUAGAUCUGCAGGUGGAAAUGGUGCCCUCACCACUGCUUGCCAAUGACAUUAUUAAAAUUUCUGAUGCCAUUCCUGUCCCCAUGCCUUUAUGCAUGACGUGAACUUUCCCCAUUUCUGGAGAUAACAUCAAUCUCUUCUUGGGGACCUGACCUGAUGCUGUCGUACCCUUGCUGUGGUCCCUAUUUCCUCACGGAAAUUUUCUUAAAUUCUCUUGCAGUUGCUUGCUUGCUUUCUGAAUCCCUGGCUCAUCUAAUAUUUGUAUCUAUUUUAAAUCCCUCACCUCUGAAUUUGUCUGCUUUCCACCUUCUUUUCCCAACAUGAAUGUUUUAUUUUUUAACUUCUGAAAAUCUCCUUCCUAUUCUCUGAGUUUUGUUGCAUGACGCCCUGUUCUUGGUUCAGGGGUGCGGGUCUUCUCUGUGGGCGAUACAAGUGUUGGGGGCAUUGUCUGCUCUCAGAAUUGCCUUCAUUUCCUCUAAGUUUCGUUUCUCUCGGUUGGGCUCAGCCUCCACCUUUCGCAUUAUGAAUAAAUACCUGUGUCUAUUCCUAUUUAAAGGUGAUGUACCCAGGAGCUGGCAGGAAGCUCCGAUGACCAUCUGGUAGACUAGUGUCCCCCAGUGGUCUGGCUUACCUCUGAAGACCCUACCAUAUCAGUCACUGCGUGUGUCUUGUGGAGCUUAUUCCGUGUGCUUACAGAUCUUCCCACCGCUCCUGCACGGAAAAGAGGGACACGCACCAGGCUGCUGAUAGCCCGUGCAGUGCACUUGUGCAGCGCAGUAAUCCUGUCUCCUCUGGGCAGAAGCCACCCACCAUACACGCUUGGUUUAACUGGCAGAGGUUGGCUAUUUUGUUUUUCUCUGAGCAGAUCAGUCCUCAACUAGGACAGAGACUGGGUUUUAACUCCCAGAUGCUCCCUUGACCAGAUGCAUAAACCAUAGGAUAGGACCUGGAGACCCCUAAGAACUGAGUCCAGACUUUGAAGAAUCUGUCUCAGUAAUCACCAUGUAACCUGAAGUUGCUCCUGCCUUGCUUAGUCUUGUGUGCCUAGAUUGCACUUUUUUCUUGUUCUCUAUUAUAGAGGCAAAGCCUUCGUCUGGCUGCAUGGGAGGGGCAGGAGAUUAGCAUCAAGAAUUAGUACCAUAUCUUACCCCACCUUCACCGUUCCAUGCACAAGCCCCCUUAGGUGCCAAAGUGGGAGGUUCUUCAGUGCUGCCCCUGCAGGCACGUGGUGUGAGGACCCUUCCGUCCUUCCGUCUUAGUGGACUCUACUUCAGCUCUGAAUGGAUGGUGUCUGUGGCCUUCUGUCUACUCUUUCCCGUCCAUGACUAUGGAACUUUCUUUCCUUUCCGUUUAUUCUGACUGACAAAAUAAGUAAGCAAUAUGUUCUGUACUCUUAGUUUCACUGCUGUUUGGUUUUGGUUUUUUUGAGACAUAGUCUUGCUAAAUAGCCCAGGCUGGCCUUGAACUCCUGUUUCUCCUGCCCCAUUCUCCUAAGUGCAUGCACUACCCUGCUUAGCUUCAGUGUGCCAUCUUGAUCCAUAAAUGCCUUUGGGUUUUCUUGAUAGUGGGUUAGGUGGCUCAUUGUCCUGCUAAAUUCGGUGUCCUGGGUGAAUCUUCUGAAACUAUAAGACAGCAAGGGUGGGAGAGCAUCAGGUGGCACAAGAAAGCUCUGUUUGAAGGUCGUGGCUUGAAGCAUUCCUCCUCCUCCUCCUCCUCCUCCUCCUCCUCCUCCUCCUCCUCCUUCCUUUCUAGUUUUGCCGCCUGCUCCCACGGAACACUUAGAUCUCCAAAAUCCUCACAAGAUGUAGUCUGUGAGGUCACAUGGUUUCUACCCUUGCUAUACCUGCCACCCCACCCCCGACUUCCAUGCAGGGAACAGGUUGUCCACACUGGCCUUUGCAGACAAGGUUCUCUACUAGUUAUGCUUGGAGUUUGGGCAGAAUUUUCCCUUAGAAGCUGUGGUUUUCCUUAGCAUUGGUGACGAAGUCUAGAAGCUGCUGGACAGAUGUGUCCUUAGUGGAGAAAUGUACUCCAACACUCUCUCUGACCCAGGACCUGUGUUUGUCCACUGCAGGGCUCAGCCCGGUCAGCAGUGCUCACCUGCACUGUAAGCAGUGGCGUUGAGAAGGCAGGGAUUCUCUAAGUCACAAUCUCUUUGGUGGCUUUGGGGACCAUGUGAAGGUUCAGUGUCCUCUUUAGAGGUGAAGCUGAGGGGGAGGAUCAUGUGAGUCUACAGCUGCAACUCUGGUCCAGGCAGAUGGUACCCAAAACAAAAAGCAAACAAACCAAACCUGAAGAAAGCAAAACCGAGAACACACAGCCUCAUCACUUUUCUAGCCGGUGGCUUUGGGAUAGCCAUUCCUUCCUUCCCAAGGAAGGCUUGUAUAACACUGCAGCCACCCUUCGUGAGGCCUCCGAACACCACUGGAGCGCAUCUCACCACCACAAGUCACCCAAUGGAGUAGGAGACACCUCGGAAGAACAUAGCCUGCCUUCCGUGGUGAGAGCAGUCUCUUUCCGUGAAUGUCAUUGUCAUGAUGGCAUGGACUCCUCCCUGAGAUUUCAUCUUCUCAAACUCCAGAGGGCUGAGUGCAGUCUGAGGCCCAGCCUCCUCCCUCCCUCUCUUGCUUAGAGACACUGUCCUUAGGGAUCACCACUGAUUUUCCUAUCUGGACUCCAGGUGAGGCAGGUGCAACAUCCAGGGUCUGGGCCCGAGUAGCCCGUGAGUCUUCUAGUCUAUCCCGGAGAGGGGAUGCUCUCACGAGCACAUCUCGGAUCUGGGUGAAUGACUGAAGACAUGGUGCUGGUGUCUCUCUCAUUGUCUGAAAACUGCUGUGGAGGUUUUCCCUUACCCUUUAGCCAAAGUGAGACAGAACAGCCUUGCCUGGACUGCACCUCCUCCCUGACUUUCACUUGACUAUGGCUUCUGCCUGCUUCUCUUGAGGCCCACUCUGCCUCAUCAUCCAGCAGCUUUUACAAGAGGAAGUGUUAAGUCAUUGUAAACUCACUUGGCCAACUGUCCAGGGAAGUAUUUCCUUAUGGGAGGAUCAAAAAGACUGGCUCCAGAGAUAAGGUGGUCACAGCCUCCAACUAAUUAACUCUGGCAGGAGAUUUACUGCUUAGGAUCUCUGGGAGUUCAAGGGCAUCCUGGCCUACAAAGUGAGUUCUAGGAUUGCCAGAGUUACACACAGAGAAACCCUGUCUUGUCUUGAACAUCCUCCCCCCCCCACCAGAAAAGAAGAAAAAUGAAGUGAUAAUCUAAGGAGAUACUGAUUUGGGGGCUCUAGUCUACUUGGGAGUUGUGGGUGGGAUUCUCUGAGCCAGCCCUUCUUUACCCCAUCCCUACCCACUGUCUUCCCACCAAGUUUUUGCCCAUUUUGACCUAACCUGUGCAUAGCUACUUAAAAUAGCAUGAAAUCCAUGGUUAACCUACAAAUGUAAAUUUACAGCAAAUAUAUAUGUUUGGCUCUAGCCUGUAGCAGCAAAAGCUCACUAUUCCAAACCAAACCCACAGCCCCUCAGUAACUUCAACCAGCACCGUACCCUGCCCCCAACUGCUCCCUGUCUCCACCUCCAAUGCAUGCUUCGACAUAAACCUAGAGAAAGAAGGGUUUAGGAGAACAUAGUGAAGAGUGAGGAUUGAAAGCCAACCAUGUUGUGCACACCUAGAAUCCUAGCAUGGAGGCAUCUGGGAAAGGAAGAUUGUCAACCUGGCUCAAGGAGCAAAAUCCUAUCUCAAAAGAAGAAAAUAAAAACAACAAACAAAAAAACAAAUGGGCAAAAAAAAGAAAGAAAUUCCCACAAAAUAAACUUUAAAAAAGAUUUAUUUGUAUGUUAAUGUGUGUGAAUGUUUUGCCUGCAUGUGUGUAUUUGUACUAUGUGUGCAGUGCCUAUAGAGGCCAGCGUAGAGUGCUGGGUCCCCUGGAACUGGAGUUACAGAUGGUUUUGAGCCACGUAGGUUGCCUGCAAGAGUGGCAAGUGCUGAGUCACUGCGCCGUUUCUCAAGCCCCUCAAACAAACAUUUUCAAGCGUUAAAAUAGGAGCGGAAGACCAUGAAUUCCGUGGAUAAAGUUAUCAUCACCCUCUCUUACAUGAGAAUCAUUUUUUCUUUAAGUUUAAAAGUCACGAAUUUUUGCAUCGUUAUUUAAAAAAAGAAAUAGAGAAACCUCAUUUAGUUGAGGCUUGUUUCAUUGUGACAGCGAAUGCUUGUUUUCCCAGCACAUCAAGUCUGUAGGCACUGAGACUGCAAGGCUGUGUGGGGAGAGCAGCCACGGAAUGCCUGUGCUCUCGAAUGUCAGGUGAGGACAGAGACAAUGUCUUAAAGGAAAGUUGGGGAGUUCCCACGCUUGAGACAGCCCUGGCCUGGGAAUCACACCUCAGACUGCAUUUACCUCUCAGGGUGGAAGGUUGGAGAACCACAAACAAAAGUCCUCUCAGGGCUUAAAGCUCCAGGUUUAAAAAGGUCUUGUUUGUUUUUAUCUCUGUAAGUGGCCUAUUUGCUUAAUAAGUGCGCUUGUGUCAAGGAGUGAACUGCCAAAACUUAGAGCUUGUGUCAGGCUGGAUGUCUGAAAAAGGUGCCUUGUGUGUGUGUGGGGGGGGGGGAGUGGCCUGACAGUUACAAGGUUUGAAGUGGAACUUUGGAGCUCUGAGUCAGCACCCCAGACAGUGUCCCAGGGGGAAUGUCUUUGAAAUUCAAGAAUUUAGCUCUAGGAAUAAUUAGCUCCUGCCUGGAUCUUUCCAUCCCUCCCAGCCUUUUCCUCUUACUCUAGCAAAGAGAGUUCUGUAGAGCAUCCCUGGGGAGGGUGUGGUAGGGAGGCAGGCUCUACAGUGAGAGGUGCCCCUGCCUUCUGCCCUUGAAACUGGACCUUACAAUACUACCUGCAUUAUUUACUUCUGUGCUGAUAAUAUCAGCCAAAGACAAACAGGAAAAUGUUCCUCCAUCCCAAGCACUGUCGGGACAGGUUGUGAAGCCUGGAGACAGAAUGGUAUUCUGUCUUGAAUUCCCCUUGGAUGGGGAUGGGUGUUUUGUUCCUUCGGGGCCUGGGGUAUCGUUAACAGAAUUAAUAUUUUCUUAACAGCAUGGCAGAGAAUCUCAUGGCUUGUGCCUGAAAGUUGCAGAACUGUUGGAGACAAAAGCAAAGUGUUAUUUUGUGGUACAAGGAUUAUUUUGUCUAUUUAGUGUGCAGAGCUAUAGCUUUAUGAAAACAAAAGGGAUCUUUGUAAAAAAAUAUGUUGUGUGAAUGUGCGCUCUUAUUUAUUGAUUAUUGUAAAUGGAGAUAUAAAUGAAUACUUGCAUAAUUUAUACCUGUGGGAAACCCCCUGGAGUGUUUGUUACUCGACAGUUUUCUAUCACGGAACUUUGGGCCUGGUGCUAUGAGGAAUGACCUUGUAAAAUCAUAUGUAUUCUUAAGAAAAAUUUUCAAAAUAA
This is a messenger RNA of Chionomys nivalis (European snow vole), 12028 nucleotides long. It is a transcript of the gene Clmn, whose product is annotated as calmin. The transcript has 14 exons. Gene Ontology annotation, cellular component: cytoplasm; meiotic nuclear membrane microtubule tethering complex; nuclear outer membrane. The coding region runs from base 105 to 3227 and encodes 1040 amino acids. Lineage: Eukaryota; Metazoa; Chordata; Mammalia; Rodentia; Cricetidae. Gene Ontology annotation, biological process: negative regulation of cell population proliferation; nuclear migration. Gene Ontology annotation, molecular function: actin filament binding. The record is from RefSeq and is a predicted model, not a curated record.